Messenger RNA from Clunio marinus, 213 nucleotides. The record is from the annotation of a GenBank genome assembly. NCBI's taxonomy places the organism in Eukaryota, Metazoa, Arthropoda, Insecta, Diptera, Chironomidae.
AUGUUGAGCUCAUGUUUUCUCGAAACCAUCGACACAUUUCUAUCAGUUGCUAUUAAAUUGUUGAAAUCUGGUAUCGUUGUAAAUUUCAUGAAUGAAAACCAGUUUAGAAAAUGUCCAACAACUCACAUGAGAUUGAACAGCUUCGUUGUGAAAGAAUUUGAUGACUCGGACACACCAAGGAAAAUCGUUGAAAGAUCCAGUAAACGGACAUAA